AUGGCGGAACCAGCUGCAGACGUGAAGAAGAAUGCCGGGGGAGCUUUUAUAAGGCCCUAUAACGCGGAGACUGACUACGAUGCGGUCGUGGAAAUCUGCAAAGCCACAGCCGACCCCUCCUACGCCUCCGCCCUCGAACUUGUCCCCUACCUCUACGCCAUCCCCUACCUCCUCCUCUCCCCCACUUAUACCCACGUCCUCGACUCUGGCUCCGGCACCGUCGUCGGCUACAUCAUCGGCACGCCCAACACGCGCGCCUUUGUGCGCCGCUACCGCGACACCUACCUACCGCACACCACGUUGCCGCCGCCCACCACCAACCCGCCGAGCAAGCUGCGGCGCUCACUGGAAGAGAGCUAUGCGCGGCCUGAGGGCAUGAUUCGCGAGGAUGUGGUCGACGAGUUUCCCGCGCACCUGCAUAUUGAUAUUUUGGAGUCGCACCAGAGUCAGGGGUGGGGGACGGUGCUGAUGGAGCGCUUUCUGGGGGGGUUGAGGAGCGCGGAGGAGGGGGUGAAGGGCGUGCAUCUGGCGAUGGGGAAGGAUAAUGUGAGGGCGGGGAGGUUCUAUGGGAGGUGUGGGUUUGUUGCGAGGGGGGACUUGGGGGAUGGGGCGACGUGGAUGGUGAGGGGGAUGGAUUAG
Messenger RNA from Morchella importuna, 639 nucleotides. RefSeq lists its product as uncharacterized. Gene Ontology annotation, molecular function: beta-N-acetylglucosaminidase activity; acyltransferase activity, transferring groups other than amino-acyl groups. The transcript is spliced from 2 exons. The record is from RefSeq and is a predicted model, not a curated record. The coding region runs from base 1 to 639 and encodes 212 amino acids. Lineage: Eukaryota; Fungi; Ascomycota; Pezizomycetes; Pezizales; Morchellaceae. Gene Ontology annotation, biological process: glycoprotein metabolic process.